This is a messenger RNA of Populus trichocarpa (black cottonwood), 1332 nucleotides long. RefSeq names its product BTB/POZ domain-containing protein At1g21780. NCBI's taxonomy places the organism in Eukaryota, Viridiplantae, Streptophyta, Magnoliopsida, Malpighiales, Salicaceae. The coding region runs from base 173 to 1156 and encodes 327 amino acids. The transcript is spliced from 4 exons. The record is from RefSeq and is a predicted model, not a curated record. Gene Ontology annotation, molecular function: protein binding.
AGGUUAGCAUACACGUCCCCGAAUGGCACAGGUCUUUCGUAAAAGCAAAAAAAAGUGUCGUCCAAAAAAGCUUAAACAGCAAGUCUAUUCUUCCUAUCUAUUGUCGUCUCUCUUUCAAAGCAGAAAUCCCACUCACAGUAACGUCCCCACAGAAAAAGGAACUAAGAGCUAAAUGGCGGAUUCAAAGGUAGAGACCAUCUCCCGACUAGCCCAGUGGAGGAUCGACAACUUUGGCCCUUCCUCUUACAAAAAAUCCGAUCCUUUCAAGGUCGGAAUCUGGAACUGGUACUUGUCAAUAGAGAAGAAUCGGUACCUGUGCAUUCGUUUAUUUCCAGAGCCGUCUCGAGCUUCCAAAGAACAGCCUCCUAUCGCUAGAUUUGUUCUCCGCAUCUCAAAUGCUAGUGCUAAUAAUCGCAGGCCCCUUAUCUCUCCAGUUCAUGAGAGAUUGCUCCGGACUAGUGAGGACUUUGUCUGGUCUGUUGAUUCUACCUUUCAUGGUCGCUUCAUCAUUGAUGUUGAGUUUCUAGACCUCAAAAUCUGCCCUCUGAAUGGUGGGGAACCCAGUUCCACAUGGCCAAGUGAUGGAAUGAUGCAGUCUGUUUCAACUCAAGGCACACUUCAAUGUCUCUCUCGCAUGCUGGAUGAGGCCAUCCAUGCUGACGUUACUAUCCAUACUGCUGAGGGAACUCUCAGUGCUCACAAGGCAAUUCUUUCUGCAAGUUCGCCUGUUUUCCAGAGCAUGUUCCAUCACAACCUCAAGGAAAAAGAGUCCUCCACAAUCUACAUACAAGAUAUGACACUGGAAUCUUGCAUGACUCUCUUGAGUUACUUGUAUGGAACCAUCAAGCAAGAGGAUUUUUGGAAGCACCGUGUAUCACUGCUGGGGGCAGCAAACAAAUAUGAUAUUGCAGCCCUCAAGGAUGCUUGUGAAGAAAGCCUCUUGGAAGAUAUUAAUACCAUGAAUGUCCUUGAGAGGCUGCAAGAGGCCUGGCUUUACCAGUUGAACAAGUUGAAGAAAGGAUGUAUGAUUUACUUGUUUGACUUUGGAAAAAUAUAUGAUGUUAGAGAUGAGAUCAGCAACUUUUUAAGGCAGGCCGACAGGGAAUUGAUGGUAGAAAUGUUUCAAGAGGUUAUUACAGUUUGGAAACCUGUAUAAGUUUUCCUAAGCCCUUACUGCUAGAUAGUUGUGCAUAACUAUGAAGCCUUGCUAAAAUGUCAUGAGUUCAGCUAUGAGAACAUGUAAAACCCUGUUAGGAUAUGUAUAUAUAGUUACUGAACAAAAAUAUGUGAAUAGUAUUGCUUGUAACUACGGGCAAAUGGCUGUUAUUUGUC